This is a messenger RNA of Fundulus heteroclitus (mummichog), 2908 nucleotides long. RefSeq names its product gastrula zinc finger protein XlCGF57.1. The record is from RefSeq and is a predicted model, not a curated record. Gene Ontology annotation, molecular function: RNA polymerase II cis-regulatory region sequence-specific DNA binding; DNA-binding transcription factor activity. The transcript has 3 exons. NCBI's taxonomy places the organism in Eukaryota, Metazoa, Chordata, Actinopteri, Cyprinodontiformes, Fundulidae. Bases 489 to 2078 code for a protein of 529 amino acids. Gene Ontology annotation, biological process: regulation of transcription by RNA polymerase II.
AAGUAACCUCCCACGAAGAAGAAGAGACGGAUGUAACCGGAUGUAAUAAUGUGAUGUUGACUGGCUCUCACUAAAAAACAAACUAAAAAAAGAUUGUGAAAACCAAUUGUGAUGUCGCUUCUGCUGCUUUGUGUUGAACCGCGGUGCUUAUUUAUAGCCAUAUGUUGCAGCAUAGAAUGUGGUUUGCCUUAAUUAUCUAAAUUAAUGGACCGUUAGCCUCUGGAGCUAACGCUGCUAGCCGCUUGGAGCUAAUCAGUGUUUUUGACGUUUAAGCUUUUAAAAGUUUAUUUUUUAUUAAGUUUAGUGCAAUCAGACGAGUCCAGACUCCGGGUUUGUGCGAGUAAGACCAUAUCGUCUGCGGAAACCACCUUUGGCCUGGCCCAACCGAGGACUGAGAGACUGGGGACUGUUACACAGAGCUUCUGACCAAGAACAGGUGAAGGUUCCAGUCCAGAGUUGUCAAAAGGAGAAUCCUAGGUGUACAGAAGAUGUCUGAGAUGAUGAAGGUUGAAGCAGAGGUGCCUGGAGGACUCAGUUUGGUGUCCUCCAAACCUGCAGCAUCCUCAUCAGAACUGGAGCAGAAACAAGACAUAAAAGAUUCCAUGUUGCCAGUCCACCAAAUGUUGAUAAUUAAAGAAGAGGUUCCUCAUGGAUGGAGCUGCAGUUUAGACCAGGGGAAUCCAGAGCCCCCCCACAUAAAGAAGGAAGAGGAGGAACUGUGGAUCAGUAAGGAGGAAGACCAGUUUAUGGUUCAGAGUGAAAAAGAAAAAACUGUGUUAUCAGAGCUUCAUCAAAUCAAAACCAAAAACAAUAGUGACACACUUCCAACCAGCAGCUCAGCUGAACAGAAUGGAACAGAACCUGAUGGAGAGGACUGUGGAAACCCAGAUCCAGUGAUGAACCAAGAUCUAUUAUACUCUUUUCAACAAAGCAAAGUGACAGUUAAUAAAAAAGAUAAAAGUUCAAAACUUUCUAACACACUUGGAGGUCAGCAUGAAGGACACACAGCAGAGAAAACAUUUAAUUGUAAUGUUUGUGGGAAAAUGUUCAAAAAUCAGCGUUCUGUUAAAUUACAUAUGAUAACUCAUGCUGCCAAGACGGACCCGAAACAUAUCUGUGAUCUUUGUGGUAAAGGGUUUAGAGUAAAAAAUUGGCUUCAGACACAUAUGAGAUUACAUACUGGAGAGAGACCAUUUGCUUGUGAUGUUUGUUGUAAAAGGUUUCAUAAAAAGCAAUGUCUUAAAAGUCACAUGAGGGUUCACUCAGGAGAGAAACCCUUUUCUUGUGACACUUGUGGCAGAACAUUUAAAGAGAUAAAAAGUCUCAGAAACCACUUGUGGGUUCACGCCACAGAGAGACCAUUUGUUUGUGAUGUAUGUGAAAAAGGGUUUUCACAACAAUCUGAUCUAAAGAUUCAUAUGCGUAUUCACACGGGAGAGAAACCUUUUAUUUGUGGUGUGUGCAGUAAAGGAUUUUCAUGGCAAGAGAGUCUAAAGAAACACAUGCAUGUUCACACUGGAGAGAAACCUUUUAAAUGUAAUAUUUGUGGUAAAGAAUUUUCACAAGCAAGUAAAUUGAAAAAUCACAUGUUUAAUCACUCUGAGGAGAAGCCAUUUACUUGUGAUGUCUGUGGGAAAGGAUUUUCACAACAGAGUACCCUUAAAAUUCAUUUGCUUGUUCAUUCUCAAGAGAAGCUUUUUACUUGUAGCGUUUGUGGUAAAGGAUUUUCUCAACAAAGUCAUGUCAAGCGUCACAUGCAUGUCCACACAGGAGAGAAACAAUUUAUUUGUAGUGUUUGUAGUAAACGGUUUGUAACAAAUGGUGAUCUAAGGAAACAUGCACGUGUUCACACAGGAGAGAAGCCUUUUAGCUGUAGUGUUUGCAAUAAAAGGUUUUCCCAAAACAGUCAUCGACAGAUUCACAUGCGUGUUCACACAGGAGAGAAACCCUUUAUCUGUAAGAUUUGUGGGAAAAGAUUUUCACAACAACAUCAUGCAAAGGGGCACAUGCGUUUUCACACAGUUGAGAAACCAUUCAGUUGUGGUGUUGUAAAAGAUUGUCACAAAGACAUGAUCUAAAGAGAUCUGUUCAAGUUUGUGCUUAAAUGCGUUCAGUGCAGCGCUCAAGCUUCCUCUUUCUGUUACUGUAUAAGAUAACAGGUCAGAUUUUAGACUUUAUCUUGAGUGAGACAUACCUUUGAAUUAUUUCAUCAUGAACUUUAGAAACAAAAAAUAUUUAUGUAUGAAUUUACCGUAUAGUUGGUUUUAAAAGGUAGAUAAUUAAUUGCCAGUCUGCGACCCUGGACAGUUCGCCAGUGUGCAACAGACUGGUGACCUGUUCAGGGUGUACCCCGCCUCUCGCCCAGUGAACGCUGGAAAUAGGCACCAGCAACCCCGCGACCCCAUGAGGGAUUAGGUGGGUUAGAAAAUGGAUGGAUGGAUGGAAGGUAAUUUGAUUUCCUGGUUUAGUCAUCCCAUUGAGUUAAAAGUGGAAGCCUUUAAAUAAGCAAAAUAAAUGUAUUUGAUCGAAGAUGAAAGGAGUUAGAGUGCAGAAUCAACCAUGUCUUGAAAUUCUAAAUAUUAGUUUAUUUUCUGCUAGUUUUUUAUUGUUAGUGGAGUCUCAGCUAAGAUAAUUUUCUGUCCUGGGGCAAGACUAGGACUGGAGGUGGUGUAUCUGUGUGUGUGCGUGCUCGGUGGCUCCUUCAAAUUCCCCUAAUUUUGAUUCAAACUUAUGUGCACGGUCCGUGGCAAGUUACAAAAAUUCAGAGACUGCAUGCUGAGCCUGUGUAUAGUGGCGAGGAGGGUGCGAUUGUAUGGAGUAAUAAAGCUGUUAAACAUAUGUGUGCAUCAUUUUCACAGUUCAUAUUCAUAUUUGUAUGUAAAUAAAAAAUAGUACAAAAAUUCAAAUA